CCCCCGCCAGUAAACAAUUGCUCUUUUCAUCCGGGUACUGUCAAGCAGCACCAACCAUAAGAUGCCAUGCUCUCCGGACUCGGCAUAGACAUCCUAUCCCUCUCCCGUUUUCGGGACUUUGUCAUUCGCAGAGGCGCAGACAAAGUGGCAAAACGGAUAUGUACGCCUGGCGAGCUCAAGCGGUUCGAGAAACUGGCUCGGGAUAGCGUAGCAAGGCGAAUUGGGCCCGAGUCUGCCCAUAGUAGUAACACCCAAUUGGAGGCCACAUCUUCGGUAUUGGGGACUGAAGAUAUUCUAGAUAGACAGGUCCGGUUCUUAUCCUCCCGAUGGUGCAUCAAAGAAGCAGCUUACAAAUCCCUCUCACCCCUUCUCCCCCGCCCGCCGUCUUUCAAGACGUUUGAACUCGUACACUCUUUAACAGGCCAACCGACAUUAGAUAUCAUCAGUGAAGCAAAAGACAAGUACACGCUCUUGUCGAGCUUAUCGCAUGAUGCCGGCGUCGUUGUUGGAGUCGUUAUCGCCAUCGAUAGAACAUUUAAUUUGCUUCGGAAAGACGAUGUAGACUUUUCUCAUUGAACGAAAUGGACAUGUCUAGUCAAAUCCUGGGUAUAAUAGCG
Cryptococcus deneoformans JEC21 is the source of this 617-nucleotide messenger RNA. RefSeq lists its product as hypothetical. Bases 67 to 576 code for a protein of 169 amino acids. The transcript is spliced from 2 exons. Gene Ontology annotation, molecular function: holo-[acyl-carrier-protein] synthase activity; magnesium ion binding. NCBI's taxonomy places the organism in Eukaryota, Fungi, Basidiomycota, Tremellomycetes, Tremellales, Cryptococcaceae. The record is from RefSeq and is a predicted model, not a curated record. Gene Ontology annotation, biological process: fatty acid biosynthetic process.